Molecule: messenger RNA, 893 nt
Organism: Cryptomeria japonica (Japanese cedar)
Lineage: Eukaryota; Viridiplantae; Streptophyta; Pinopsida; Cupressales; Cupressaceae
Product: heavy metal-associated isoprenylated plant protein 23
Exons: 3
Coding region: 254-697 (147 amino acids)
Molecular function (GO): metal ion binding
Source: RefSeq, a predicted model, not a curated record
UGAGUAGUAUACAUAUCAAAGGAGGCAUCAAUUUCCUACCAACUUUCCUUACGUAUUUUAAUUUUAUUUUACCUCUGAUUGAUUACCUUGAUUUGCGUGGCUUAGACACACACCUUAGGCUGUAGAGUUAUAGCCGCCUAUAAAAGUGCCAACAUAGAUCUCAGGUUUGUUCAAUGCUCUUCAUCACCAAAUAGAUAGACUGACUGCCUGAGAAGUUUGUUCAAGAGAUCCUUUGUUUUGAGAAGUUCAAGAGAUGGGUGCCCUGGAAUAUGUGUCAGAUCUUCUAGCAAGAACUUCGAAGCACAAGAAGAGGAAGCAGAUGCAGACCGUGGAGUUGAAAGUUCGCAUGGAUUGUGAUGGGUGUGAGCUCAAAGUGAAGAAUUCUGUCUCUUCCAUGAAAGGUGUGAAGUCGGUGGACGUAAACAGAAAAUUGCAGAAGGUGACCGUGACUGGUUAUGUGGACCCAAACAAAGUACUGAAGAAGGUUAAAGCUACCGGCAAACGGGUAGAGUUCUGGCCUUAUGUGCCCUACAAUUUGGUGACUCAACCAUACACAGCGCAGGUCUAUGAUAAAAGAGCCCCUGCUGGUUUUGUCCGCAAAGUUGAGUACAAUUCAGUACCAAACCACAACUCUACAGAUGAGCAAUUAACCAACUUGUUCAGUGAUGAUAACCCAAAUGCCUGUUCAAUCAUGUAAUUCCAUCACCCACGUUUAAUGCAUAAAUUUGGAGUGAUCAUGGCGGCUAUAGUGGCUUUUGUGCAAAGAGGAAUGUUAUAUAAAUAAUUUUUUUGGAAGGGUUUUAUAUCAAACUUUGAAUCAUCUAACUACUUAUAUUAGAAUAUGAUUCAUAAAUUGAAUUCUUUUCAACUGAGAAUCAUAAAAGUAUUAAAUA